AUGAGCGUCGUCGUCGCCAACGCGGGCUGCGGCGGUGCGAGGAUGCCCUUCCGCGCGGGCCGGGUGGAUGCUACGGUGGCGGGCCCCGCGGGCGUGCCGGAGCCGCAGACGCCGAUCAACACGACGCUGGCGACGUUUGCGAAAGCCGGGUUUAGCCAGGGAGAGAUGAUUUCGCUCGUGGCGUGCGGGCAUACCCUCGGCGGCGUGCAUAGCCGGAAUAACCCGCACAUCACGGGUCUCGAUCCGAGCCCGGACACGGUGACCAAGUUUGAUAGUACGUUUGACGACUUUGAUAACCGGAUCGCGACUGAGUACAUCCGGGGGAAUACGUCGAAUCCGUUGGUGGUAGGGCGGAACGAGACGCUCAACUCGGACAAGCACAUCUUCUCGUCGGACGGGAACAAGACGAUCAGGGAUCUGGGGUGUACCAAGAACGGGUUCAGGACGGCGUGCGCCGACGUCUUUACGCGCAUGAUUGAUACCGUGCCGUCGACGGUGCAGUUGACGGAGCCCGUCGAGCCCGUCGAUAUCAAGCCCUACGUCACGCUGGCCCUGAGCGGCAACGGGAACCUUGCGUUCAGCGGCUGGGUGCGCGUGAGAACGACGGAGGGGACGGGGCGGGACACGGGCGAUUUGGUCGUCCAACUGAGCUUUGCAGACCGAGGAGGCGAGGGUUCCGCCGUUGUCUCCGCGACGCUCGACGAUGGGGGCGUCACGUACGGCCUCUGGGGCGAGACGUUCGCCUGGUACCAGUUCGAGACGGCCAUCAGCGCAGCGAGCGGUAUAAGCAGCUUCCUCAACAGCGGCAGCGGAUUCCCGCUAGACGACGCGCUAGUCUACCAGGAAGCCUUCUCGUGCGUCAACCGGACGAGCGUGAAUAAUGAGCGCACCUUCACCGUGACUGCUGCGGUGCUCCAGGAGCGCGCGGCGGAUCCCGUGACGAUGGACGUUGUGCGUCUCGUGCGGCGUUCCGAGGCGAUUCACAGGAGGCUCGACGUCGAGAGCGUCGAGCUCGUGGCGACGGGCGACGAGGAGAGUGGGUAUGCACUCUUCCAGGCGCAGGUGCAGCUUGCGACGAGCGGCUGGAGCACGAGCUUUGAUCUUGUUUUGGGAGGAGAGAAGGAGGUUCGGGUUGAUUUUCUGAAGACGCAAGCUUGUCCGCGUGUAUGA
Molecule: messenger RNA, 1170 nt
Organism: Colletotrichum godetiae
Lineage: Eukaryota; Fungi; Ascomycota; Sordariomycetes; Glomerellales; Glomerellaceae
Product: WSC domain-containing protein
Exons: 2
Coding region: 1-1170 (389 amino acids)
Biological process (GO): response to reactive oxygen species; hydrogen peroxide catabolic process; cellular response to oxidative stress
Molecular function (GO): heme binding; peroxidase activity
Source: RefSeq, a predicted model, not a curated record